Molecule: messenger RNA, 1232 nt
Organism: Mangifera indica (mango)
Lineage: Eukaryota; Viridiplantae; Streptophyta; Magnoliopsida; Sapindales; Anacardiaceae
Product: L-aminoadipate-semialdehyde dehydrogenase-phosphopantetheinyl transferase-like
Exons: 5
Coding region: 49-903 (284 amino acids)
Cellular component (GO): cytosol
Molecular function (GO): holo-[acyl-carrier-protein] synthase activity; magnesium ion binding
Source: RefSeq, a predicted model, not a curated record
UAUGGUUGAUGCUUAUUGGGAUAAGCAAAUUUAUUAGCUUUGGGUUCGAUGGAGAAAGGAGUUGUAAGAUGGGCAGUGGACUUAUCAAAGUGGAACCCAACUCCCCAUCACUUCUCUUCUGCUCUUUCUCUUCUUCCCCAUCACCAACACUCCUCCGUCAGCAGAUUUUUGAAAAUGGAAGAUAAGAAACGAGCACUUGUAAGUAGGCUGCUUCAAUAUGCUCUGGUUCAUGAAGUGUUGGGCAUUCCGGUUGAUGAAAUUAUCAUAAACCGCACUAUUGAAGGCAAGCCCUAUUUGGAAUGUGAUAAAGUUGGUGCGGAAUUUCCCAAUUUUAAUUUUAAUGUUUCCCAUCACGGUGACUACGUGGCCAUAGCAUCUGAACCUCUUUGCUUGGUGGGCUUGGACAUUGUUUCCUUUAUCAUUCCUGGCAGAGAGACAGUUCCACAAUUUGUUCAAAACUUUUCCUCAUAUUUUUCAAUUUUGGAAUGGAAUAAAAUAAUUAAUGCAGGCACCGACGACGAAAUCCUGGCCGAGUUUUACAGUUAUUGGUGUCUAAAAGAAGCAUAUGUUAAAGCCAUAGGGCGUGGAGUGGCAGACAGAUUGGACAAAGUGGAGUUUCAUCAUACUGGCUGGACAAACAUCUGUGUUAAAAUUGAUGGAGAGACAAUGACACAGUGGAGGUUUUGGCUUUUCGAGUUGGGGAAAAGACAUUGGGUAUCUAUAGCCAAAGGUCAUCCAAGAUCAGCCACUGAUAAUUACAAGAGAACAUUAGCUAAGGUAGAUUUUAAUGAAGAGGACUAUAAUAAAGGUCUCUGUCUUCCAAAUACACCUUUUGUCAUACAAACAGUAGAACAACUUGUGUCACUCUUGCGGAAAGCCAAAGGGAUACUAGAUGCAACAUAGAAUAUACAACACAUUGAAUCAGAAUGGAUUACAUUAGGGACAAACAUCAACAUUGGUAUUCUUAAAUGUUGACAUCUGUCCAAAUAUCUGGUGGAGGGUUUAGGAUUUACGCCUACUGCAGCAUGGCUGGUUUAGGAUUAGGACCGGCUUUCCAUCGUCUAACUAAGAAGGGUGACGAAGUGUAUUAAAAACUGAACUCUCGCAGCCACAGAAGCUGGAGAACUUCAUAUAUUUUCCCAAUAACAAAAAACUUGAUACAAUACUUUGUAAAUGUUGCUGGAAAACAGCUUUAACAUCAGACAAAUAGCAGAAUGCCGUUUUCAGUUUUA